Anoplopoma fimbria (sablefish) is the source of this 1258-nucleotide messenger RNA. It is a transcript of the gene zmynd12, whose product is annotated as zinc finger, MYND-type containing 12. NCBI's taxonomy places the organism in Eukaryota, Metazoa, Chordata, Actinopteri, Perciformes, Anoplopomatidae. Gene Ontology annotation, molecular function: protein binding. Bases 60 to 1154 code for a protein of 364 amino acids. The transcript is spliced from 8 exons. The record is from RefSeq and is a predicted model, not a curated record.
UUAGUUUGUCAACAACUGGCAUUAGCUUCAUCAGUUAAGAAUCUAUCUUUCUUGUGAUAAUGCGAGCUGAGCCUCGUGUUUCGGGGGGCACAUCAGAGGUGGUUCACCUCGCCUUACCCAAAGGAACGGAGAAGGUGUGUGAACUCUGUCAAGAACCAGCGCGCCUGCAAUGCACCGACUGUCUGGUCACCUUUUACUGUGAUGCAGAGCACCAGCAGGCUGACUGGGUGGGAAUCCACGAGAGAAUCUGUCAGCUGCUUGUUCCCAUUCGCACCCCGACAGUCGCUAGUCUCCAGCAGGCCGGCCGCAUUGAAACAAAGCUUAAAAAGGUGGAGCUGAUUGAGAUUUGCAGGUCGGUGGCUCAGUGCAAGCUGUCUGAGGGGAAACACCAGGAGGCUCUGCAUGCCGCCCAGUCCUGCCUGCGCCUCUCCAUAGACAUCCAUGGCCCCAGUACCGUCCAACUGGUCCCUCCCUACCUGCUACUGGCUGAGGCUCACAUGGGUUUGGGUAAUCUAGCCCAGGUAAUAGAGCUCCUGUCCCAAGCCGAGUGGGUGAUGUUGAAGAGCCCAGAACACUCACCAGUUCACCACCAGCUGCACAGGAGCCUGGGCCGCCUCCACAUAGUGACUGGAAACCUGGAAGCAGCUCUGUUUAACUUUGCAAAUGAUAUUUACUAUGCCAGUGAGGAGUAUGGUCUGGAUAGCACAGACACCUGUGGCGGCUACUUUCUCAUUGCUGGUGUGUUUGCCAAAAAGGGGGAGCUGCCCGUUGCUCGUUCCUUGUACUCUAAGGUGGCACAAAUUUGGCACUGCCAUUUCACCAAACUCCUCGAGACCCACGCCCAAAAUCCUGACAAGGUGUUGGAGCCUUCUUAUGACGAAGCCCAGCGAGUUGAAGUGCACGAUAUGCUAAAAACCAUGUUGGAGUUUGAGCAAAACUACUCCAGAAAAGACUCAGCUCAGAUUGCACAGGUGGCCCACUGCCUGGCCAUGCUGUGGUUCUUUGGAGGAGACUUCCUAAAGGCACUGGGAUUUGGCAGCACUGCCCUGCAGGCCAGCCAGCUGAUACCAAACCAUGACCUGACAGACUGUAUCCAGGGCCUGCUGCAGCUGGUGCAGAGUCUGCAGACGGAAUCACAACCUGGUUCUGACUAGUCAUCGUACCUGCCCUGCCAAUCCCUCUGCUUACAGAUCUGCUUCACCGGGACAUCUGUUUAGCCCUACAAUGAUUCACCCAUGUAAAUGUAGAGAUCAAUGAA